AUGAAGGAGACAAAAGGUAGACUUAGUAAGCGGCCAUUUAAGCCUGUCACUUAUGAUUAUAAGCGACAGACGGGACUGGUAUUCGCGAAUAUGCAGCAGCUGAAACGUAGGAGGGCUCACCCUUCCAUCCAGUCAUACACAAUCCUGCCCGUUCUAUCAUUCUUUUCCAGUUAUAACCUGAUACAUACGACCAUAGGGUGGCUUCCCGUCCGCUCAGCCGUACUCAAGCCACACGCCGGUGAGUUAGUAGUUGGGUGGGUGACCACCAGCGAAUCCUCACUGUUGUAUGUUUUUGUUGUUUUGUCCUUUGCAGUAAUUCUUAAUGCGCCAUCAACACCCAAGUGGCUUUCACGUGCGUGA
Penicillium mononematosum is the source of this 360-nucleotide messenger RNA. NCBI's taxonomy places the organism in Eukaryota, Fungi, Ascomycota, Eurotiomycetes, Eurotiales, Aspergillaceae. The record is from RefSeq and is a predicted model, not a curated record.